AUGUGGCUGUUCAACAAGUACAAGACUGACACUGAAGGACAAGAAAACGAAGAUGGUCCUAGGGCAACAUUCGGCCCAACACGUCUGAAAAUCAGCGGUCAAGUCAUGACACCGGAGACAAUCCCAGAAUUUGUGAUCCCACAGUUUACACGGCAGGAAAAACAUGGACGAGAGAAUUGCAACGGUGAAGAUUACGAUGAAAACAGUGCAACGAUCCAAAGCAUGUGUUCACGGCCAAACAGUCCGAUGUUGUGCGAUCCGUCCUGCGAUACCCUACCUAGCCCUCAUAGUCCGAUCAGUCCAUACAGCCCACAAAGCACGCGUAGCUUUCGGUUUGAGAGUUGUUCAAGUCAAGACGGCGAUAAUAUAGAGAGUUCACGUGCCUCUUUAACUCUUCCCCAUUUACCAAUUUACUCUCCGACUCAAAGCAGAAGCCGUGAUUACCACAUUCAUUCCGACUCAUCCAGUCCAGCCGAAUCGCCACUAAUUUGCAGAACUAGGCGUAAGUUUCCAACAGCAGAUGACCACGGUGUAUUCGGCGGAUUGCCAAGUCCACUAAGUGAUUCGUCGGAAAAAGAAAACAAUUUGGUUUAUACACCGAAGACUGACAGAAAAAGCUCAUUUUCGCCGCUUAUUAAGUUACGAGCUUUCCGUAAACAGGCUUUGUCAACCAGUACAGAGUCGCCCAACUCUUCCCCUGUAUCAUCUCCUGCUCUGAGGGUCCGUUCGUGUAUGACCAAUCUACCGAAAGAUCGUUCUAAGAGAAAGUCGCCGAAAAAUGUGCGUCGACCACGCAGUCUGUACGAGCGCAGACGUUCAUCCUUAGAAGUCUCGUUAUUUUCUGAGUUUUCAGAAUUUUCUUCCACGGAUGCUAGUUCAGUCGAGCCAAGUCCUGUCGUGUUACGACGUAAUAGUAGUGAUAUUGGCCAGUGUAGAUCAGCUAUGUUGGCGUAUCGUCAAAACAUGCGCCGUAAUGUUCAACCGCACGCUGAGUGGCUAGUGCAUCGCCUUCAAAAGCAGUGCUCCGUUGAUUUUGGGGAAUUGAAGUUUGCCCUGGAAUAUUUCUGGGAGAAAAGGGAAUUGAAAGUUACGGUUCUUAAAGCUGAACGCAUUGGAAACCAAUAUUUACUCUCGCAUAACUGCAGUUCGUACUUAAAGCUGUACAUCAUGCCUGGUAAACAGCAACGGAAACAUACUCGCACAGUGAAACGAACAAGAGAUCCCAUUUUCAAUGAAGAAUUCUAUUUCCAUGGGCUCAAUGCGAGCGAUCUUCGUCAUUUGAAGCUACGCAUGAAGCUGUUUAAUAAGGGGUCGAAUAUAAAGAGAGACGAAUUUUUAGGCGAGGUGCAGGUGUUGUUGGGCACAUUGGAUUUCUCACAGGAAACUCGUAUGUGGAAGGAUUUACAGCCGAAGACAGACAUAGAGGAUCUGGGUAUGCUCAAUGUCUCCGUGUGCUACCAACCUAGGCAGCGACAAAUCGUGAUUACAAUAGUGAGAGCCAAAGAUUUGCCUAAAAAUAGUAUAACAGGAGCCCCUGAUCCCUACGUGAAAAUUGAAUUCACCUAUAAUGACAAGACUAAGGGACACACCAUCAUGCACAAACAAACACGAGUGAGGAAGAAAACUACAACUCCAGUGUUCAAAGAGGCGUUCACGUUCACAGUUGGUAACAGCAUCGUUGACGACACUGACACUCACGUAAGCAUCAUAAUGACAGUAUACGACCAUGACAGAAUUAGAUCAGACGAAGCAAUAGGAGAAGUUCGGCUUGGCUACCGAGCAACUGAGGAAAGUGAGCUAGAUCACUGGCAAGCAAUAAUGAAGACACCGGAUCAACCAGUGCCGACGUGGCAUAAUUUAAUGGAACUCGAUGAUGAACCAUGAAUAUACGGUUUUAUACAAGUAAAUGAGAACGUCAAAAAUGUUUGUAAUGUGUUUUGACCAAAUAUAAAAUGGUUUGUACACCCAGAUUGUCGUAUGCAUAUCGAC
Molecule: messenger RNA, 1989 nt
Organism: Saccoglossus kowalevskii
Lineage: Eukaryota; Metazoa; Hemichordata; Enteropneusta; Harrimaniidae
Biological process (GO): calcium-ion regulated exocytosis
Cellular component (GO): exocytic vesicle; plasma membrane
Molecular function (GO): calcium-dependent phospholipid binding; calcium ion binding; SNARE binding
Source: RefSeq, a predicted model, not a curated record